AUGCCAUUUGAAAAGAAGCAUGCCUCAGUUGUUCCUGAGAACAACCUCGAGAGUGAGAAAAAUCUCAGUCAUCUUGACAAGAUCCACAUUUGUCAGCAGUCCUUUGAACACAAUGGGAAAGAGAAAGCUUUCAGCAGGCAGAAGAUAGUCCUUACUUGUGAGCAUGUUUAUACCAAAGACCUAUGCAAUCAGCAACCUGUCAGUGUGGGAGAAGCAAUUCAUGUUGGCCACUAUACAUCUUUGCUUACCCCCAAACAGAGAACUGACUCAGGAGAAAAUCUGUAUGUGUCAAAUGAAUGUAAAGAAAUCAGGAACCACAAGUCAGAACUCAUUAGAGUUCAAAUCCUUCAAAUUGCAGAGAAUCCGUAUGAAUACACCGAGCAUGGAAAUUUCAUUCAGCAGCAGUUAUCUCUCAUUAGGCAUAAGAGAAAGCACCCUGGGCAAAAAUCUUAUGAAUGCAGUGAGUGUGGGAGAGGUUUUUCUCUUAAGUCAAGCAUGAGAGAACAUCAGAGAAUCCACACUGGGGAGAAACCAUUUGAUUGUAGUGAUUGUGGAAAAGCUUUUGCCAGCAAGUCAGAAUUCAUUCAUCAUCAGAGAAAGCACACUGGGGAAAAGCCUUAUGAAUGUAGUGAGUGUGGAAAAGCUUUUAUUCGUAAGUCACAGCUCAUUAGUCAUCAGCGAAUCCACACUGGGGAAAAACCUUAUGAAUGUAGUGAGUGUGGAAAAGCUUUUAUUCGUAAGUCACACCUCAUUAGGCAUCAGAGAACGCACACAGGGGAAAAACCUUAUGAAUGUAGUGUGUGUGGAAAAGCUUUUGCCACAAAUUCAGAAUUCGUACAUCAUCAGAGAAUUCACACAGGUGAAAAACCUUUUGAAUGUAGUGAGUGUGGAAAAGCUUUUAUUCGAAAGUCACAACUCAUUAGUCAUCAGAGGAUCCACACAGGUGAAAAACCUUUUGCAUGUAGUGAGUGUGGAAAAGCUUUUUUUCAUAAGCCAGACCUCGUUUGGCAUCAGAGAAGGCACACAGGGGAAAAACCUUAUGAGUGCAGUGAGUGUGGAAAAGCUUUCCUCAGAAAGUUCGACUUCAUUCAUCAUCAGAGAAUCCACACUGGGGAAAAGCCUUAUGAAUGUAGUGAGUGUGGAAAAGCUUUUAUUCGUAAGUCACAGCUCAUUAGUCAUCAGCGAAUCCACACUGGGGAAAAACCUUAUGAAUGUAGUGAGUGUGGAAAAGCUUUUAUUCGUAAGUCACAGCUCAUUAGUCAUCAGCGAAUCCACACAGGGGAAAAACCUUAUGAAUGUAGUGAGUGUGGAAAAGCUUUUGCCACAAAUUCACAAUUCGUACAUCAUCAGAGAAUCCACACUGGGGAAAAACCUUAUGAAUGUAGUGGGUGUGGAAAAGCUUUUAUUAAAAAGUCAUACCUCACUAGUCAUCAGAGAAUUCACACAGGGGAAAAACCUUAUGAAUGUAGUGAGUGUGGAAAAGCAUUUUCUGACAAGUCAACCGUUAGAAAACAUCAGAGAAUCCAUACUGGAGAAAAACCUUAUGAGUGUAAUGAGUGUGGAAAACGCUUUUUUCAUAAGCCAAUCCUCCUGAGACAUCAGACAACACACACUGGAGAAAAACCUUAUGAAUGUAGUGAUUGUGGAAAAGCUUUUUUUCGUAAGUCAGACCUCGUUUGGCAUCAGAGAAUCCACACUGGGGAAAAACCUUAUGAGGGCAGUGAGUGAGGAAACGCUUAUAUUCGUAAGUCACACCUCGUUAGGCAUCAGAGAAUGCACACAGGUGAAAAACCUUAUAAAUGCAGUGAAUGUUGAAAAUCUUUUAGUAUCCACUCAGGUUUCAUUCAUCAUCAGAAUAUGCACACUGGGGAAAAUCUGUAUGAAUGUAGUGAGUGUGGAAAAGCUUUUAUUCAAAAGUCACACCUCAUUAGGCAU
This is a messenger RNA of Ochotona curzoniae (black-lipped pika), 1935 nucleotides long. RefSeq names its product zinc finger protein 260-like. Lineage: Eukaryota; Metazoa; Chordata; Mammalia; Lagomorpha; Ochotonidae. The transcript has a single exon. The record is from RefSeq and is a predicted model, not a curated record. The annotation marks the transcript as partial.